Danaus chrysippus (African queen) is the source of this 3975-nucleotide messenger RNA. The record is from the annotation of a GenBank genome assembly. Lineage: Eukaryota; Metazoa; Arthropoda; Insecta; Lepidoptera; Nymphalidae.
AUGGACGACAUGCCGGACCUGUCGCAUCUCACGCCCGAGGAGCGCGCCAUCAUCGAAGGGGUCAUCAUGCGCCAGCGACAGGAGGAACAGCGGGAGCACGAGAUUAUGAGACGGAAACAAGAUGAGGUCGCAGUGUUGGAGCAGACCAUUCGUACGAGGAAUGAAAUGCAACGGGCAGCUGGCGUUGAAUUAGCCGCCACUUGUCACAUCUGUUUAAAAACAAAAUUCGCAGACGGCGUCGGUCACUCCUGCCAUUACUGCAGAGUCAGGUGCUGCGCUCGAUGUGGCGGCAAGGUCACGUUAAGGUCGAAUAAGGUUAUAUGGGUUUGCAUUCUCUGUCGCAAAAAACAAGAACUUUUAUCAAAAACUGGCCAGUGGAUACACAAGAGCGCUGGGCAGGACUCAAUGUUAUGGCGGAUGGAAUCCGAUAUGCGAGGUCUUCCGCCACAGGUUGAAACUUCUUUAGACAAGCGACCAAAGUUAGAAAGAGCACAUAGUGCCGCAGAAAAAGAGAAUCAACCUUUACAGAGAUCAGGCAGUGCUCUCCGACGACAGUACAGUCAGCAAGAGGCACGCUAUUACGGGGAGUUAGAGGGGCUCGCUCGAACCCAUCCGCAUCUAGUUCAUCCCAGACAAAAGGCAGCAUACGGAGUGGAAGAUACGGCCAUGGUCCCACCGCCGCAGGCGUCACAGCUGCUGCCGCUGCCUCACCUGGCCGGCGGCCAUCCACCGCUCCCUCCUCGCUCAUCGUCGUCGGACGACGAGGUACCGGAGUGCGUAUCGGAUGAGAACGACGAGUACCGAGACCGUGUACCUAUCUGUGACAGAAGACAACUCGAGGCGUGUUCAUCGCUGCGGCAUCCACAACUCCGUAGCUCCACUGUGGCUGCCAACAAUUAUUACAAUUUGACUAAUCAUUCACCGGCGUCAUACUUCGAUCCGUCGAGGUCGGCGCCGGCGGGCGGCCGUAGCUUCGACUCGGUGACAGACUGUCGGUGGCGCGCCCGCGACGACGGCGAGGGUUCGUACUUGCGGCCCUACGUGCCCGACGGGGUCCCGCGUCCCGAUCGUGCCAUUUAUAAGAGUGCUUACUUGUGGGAGGAUUCCUCCGAUAACAGACGUUUCACGGAGAGGAGAAAAAAAACUGUUCGCUUCGAUGGGCACGAGGGGGCCGCGACGUUUCCUCGCGGUGGUCGUGACGCGUCUGGCGCGCCCAACGACUGGGCCUCCCUGCGCUGGGAGUCCGAGAGACAAACCAGCCAGGACUCGGCCACCAAAGACUCAGGCAUCGAUACCUCUAGCACUUUUACUUCCAGUGAAGACUCGAACAGGGGCGAUUGCCCUAAGUUCCCAUUGAGCUGGCAAGUUUCCUCUGACGGGACGCGUAUGGUGGGUCAUAUGGUUCUACGGAAAAGCGUUGUGGAGGGUAGUUCCCAUUCAUCGGCAGCUAUUCUUGGACUGAAAGUAGUAGGGGGAAAGAUGUUACCAGACGGCACACGGGGUGCCAUUGUCGAGAAAGUCAAGAAAGGGUCAAUUGCAGAUUUAGAAGGACAACUUAGAAUAGGUGAUGAGGUGCUACAAUGGAAUGGGGUUCCACUUCAGGGUCGUAGAGCGGAGGAGGUGGCUUUAGUUGUUGCUAACAGUAAACACGACUCACACGUGGAGCUAGUAGUGUCCCGACCGCUGGCUCCUUCGCGUGCACCAGCUCAGCCCUGGCGUGCACACAAAGAAGUGUAUACCGAAAUUAUGGGUGGGUGUGAGAAGCCUAGUGUACUGGUGACUUCUCCCGGAUCACCUGACAUGCACUCUCGAAGACGUUCAGGGAGGCACACCGCUCAUAACGUCAGUGUGGCUGGAAGGAUACAGCUUAAAGUAUAUUUCGAUAUCGCGGCUCUUCAGUUAUUAGUGACCGUUGUAUCAGCGAGUAACCUCAGUCCUCGUAUAGACGGCUCUCCUAGAUGUCCCUACGCGAAGAUAUUUCUUCUUCCCGAUAAAAGCGAGAAAAGUAAACGACGAACAAAAACUCUAGCAAACACUUUAGAACCGAGGUGGAACCAGACGUUUGUUUAUUGUGGAAUAAGAAUAACAGAUCUGAAAAAGAGAACGUUAGAGGUAACAGUAUGGGACUUAAAUCGUUACGGACCAAAUGAUUUUCUGGGUGAAGUGCUUUUGGAUCUCGACAGCGUUAUGAUGAAUCAUGAACCAAACUGGUAUCUACUGAAACCACACGAAGACCUCGGUAAUUACAGCCGAUACCAUGACGAGGAGGUGGAUGGAGAGCACCUCUCCCCUCCAUCGACUUCCACAUCUCGUCUGUCGGAUUCGGACACUCCCAGUGAGUGUGAUCUCCGCAGACACCACUCACUGUCGAGCCUCGCCUCUAGUUCCAGUCCGCCGCCGCCACACGAGAUCGAAGGCACACGAUGUAGUAGACGCGAUAUGUCGCCAGCCGGUAGGGUGAGGACCGCCGGCAUGUCGAGAGAACGAAGUGGUUACGUGGCACGGUCACAGUCAGCGGCGGGAGGGCGCAGUGUGUCUCCCAGACGGUCUCUGUCCCCGCCGGCCUCCGCCCCGCGCUACACAGUGUGUGAGGAGCGCGAGGGGUCUAGGCUGCCUACACACGCGUACGCGCCGCGGUUCCAGUCGAGGUCUGCUACAGCCACCCCCACCACGAGCCCCAAGAAGAGACAACUACCACAAAUACCACACCAGCAGAGCGGCCAGAGGGCAAUGCGCGCUCAAGUGUCCGCGGAUCUUGAAGAACGUAAGUGGAUCGCCCCGCACCACAUUGGCGCCACACUCACCUACCGCAGCACGCCACAAGGAUGGGAGAGGCAUUAUGCAGGCUUGUCUGAUUCUGAGCUGGCUGCUCGUGGAGGCAGUUGGGCUCCUCGACGUAGACUCUCUCCAGACGCUACAGCUGCUGACUCAGACCUGGAAUCAGUAGCCUCGGUUACUUCCAGCGCUUUCAGCACCCAGUCCGAAAGACCGCGACCCACAAGGAUGCUCAGUGGAUACGAAAACUCCGACGAAUCUGCUAAACAACAAAACAGUAAUGAUUACGGAGGACGUGAAAAUGGACGGAAUAACAACCAGACGCAGCCGUUAGAGAGGCGCGAGUCGCGACGGGGACAGUUUACACGCAGCCUUAGUAACGCCGACGUGCCUCCCGAUGAAAAAGCAGACGGCAGUCUGAGUGACACUGCGCUAGGCGGAACCACAGAAAUAGAGCCCGCCAGUGAUGACGCACUACUUAAAGCUGAACCAAGAGAUUACUUCGGCCCAGGAAUGGGAAAGAAGAGUAAUUCCACCUCACAACUAUCAGCUACAGGACGAAAAAGAAGGUUAGGUUUCGGUAAACGUGGAAAAAAUUCGUUUACGGUCCAACGCAGCGAGGAAGUGGUGCCCGGUGAGAUGAGAGGCGGGGCGGGAGUGUCGCGGGCCUCGUCCGCCUCGAGCGAGAACGACGACGACAGAUGGUCUCCCGGUAUGCGAGGGUCAGGGUCUUCUGACGGCGGAGGACUCUCGGACUUCAUCGACGGUCUGGGCCCGGGACAGCUCGUGGGAAGACAACUGCUUGGAGCACCCACUCUGGGUGACGUGCAACUGUCCAUGUGCUACCAAAAAGGAUUCCUUGAGGUAGAGGUGAUAAGGGCGCGCGGGCUACAGGCGCGACAGGGCAGUCGCACGUUGCCCGCGCCCUACGUGAAAGUGUACCUCGUGAGUGGCAAACGAUGUAUAGCAAAAGCUAAGACCAGUACGGCGAGGAGGACCCUCGACCCUCUCUACCAACAAACACUCACCUUCAGAGAAAACUUUAAGGGAUGUGUUUUGCAAGUCACGGUAUGGGGUGAUUAUGGUCGCAUAGAAGGAAAAAAAGUAUUUAUGGGCGUCGCCCAAAUAAUGCUAGACGACCUCAACCUCUCCAAUAUAGUCAUCGGAUGGUACAAGUUGUUCGGAACCACAUCCCUGUAA